CCGAACCCAUCUCUGACAACAAGCAAACCUUGUCUUCUGAGUCAUUCAAAGAUUUAGCACUACUUAAGUUACUUAUUUUGUGAAGUUUGUAAACAUCCUUUGUUAACAGGGCACCUUUUUGCUUGUUUUGAUAACUGAUAUAAUCAGAAAACAGAUGCCUUCAGGUAAAAGGGGAAACUGAAUUGCGAGUCUCUUACAUUACCAUCAGAUUUGGGGCCUUGGUGACUAGCACAUCAUGGCACCUCGCCAGGACCAACAGAUUGAGAAAUUAUUAGAUGUGGCACUAAAACAGUGUAGGUUUCAAGGCCUGGAAGACUUCCUGAAUGAUAAAAACAAUGAGACACCUUCAAAAUGCUCAAAACAGUUUAUCACUAAGUUGGACAAAUUUAUGAUCAGGGAACUGGAUCAAAAGCGUGUUAAAAAUGCUUGUCUGGGUCUUACAAUCCUGCAUACAUUUGGAUGUUGCCUUGUCUCUCCUGGAGGUGAAGGGUUGGCAGGGAUGGUGUCUCAAGGGAUUGUGGAAAAGAUGGAGCAAUGGUUUGAGAAAGCCUGUCACUUAUGGGUGGAGGACAGAGCUCAGGGUAAUGAGAUGCUGCUGCAUCUAGAAGAAGACUUCUUUGAUGCUCUCAUGGCUAUUCAUGACAGUGGAAAAGAGGGGACUUCUCAGGUGACCGAGUCAUUCCUGCCCCUCAUUGGCAGGCUGGCUUCUGAUUCCCAAGUCCACAUAUCAGUGCAGAAGGAGGCAGUCCAAAAACUUAACAUAAUCUUGGAUGCAAUGCCGCCUGAACUGAAGAAAGAAAGGAAAAUAUUGUCAAAAGAGGCUUCAGUUGUUGUAAAAGAACUUGCUGGCAGGAUUGUUGAGGGCGGAGAUUAUGAUCUGCAGGCUGCCAUGCUUGAAGCCAUUUACAGGAUGACAGUUGCUUCCCAGAGAAGAGAAUUUGUGCAUAGUUGGUUCACCAUGGGCUUUGUGGCUUCUGCCUUCCUGAAGAUACGGGAACCUCAGUUUGAGACAGAUUGCAGAAAAUUUCUUAACAUGGUCAAUGGCAUGAAAGGUGAUAUGAGAAGAGUGUACUCCUACCCAUGUCUCGAGGUGUUUUUGGACAAGCACGAGCUGCUGAUGCCAUCUGAUGAAAAACUGGAGGAAUUCUGGAUAGACUUCAAUAUUAUAAGCCAGAGCAUAUCAUUCUACUGUACCCUAGCCAGCGAUGAGACGCAGGAACCCAGCUCGACUUGGGAGACAUUUUUCCUGCCCAACAAUGAAGUGGAGAGCUAUUCAGUGGAUGAGCAAGAGAACAAGAAAAUCCUGAGUGUGCUGCUGACCAGCCCACGCUGUUUAGGGGAAAUCUCGGGCUCCAGACUCUCCGUCCACUUCAGCUCCUCCCUGGACGUCCUAGAGGCUGCGCAGAAAGUGUUUGGAACUGCGAAGAGCAAAAGAUUUGUUGGAAAGAAGGGCACUUCUGUGGUGAAGACCACUGUCCAGAUCAUCCUGGAUGAAACCAACUCACAGGUCCUCAUUCCAGACAGCCAGAUCUCCCUCAGCCAGCGUUCAGAGAGAGAGCAGCCAGCCAUGAACAUGUCCACCACCUGCAAGCCGCUUCCCCCUAGUGUCCCUCUGCAGAAUAGCAUCCCCAAACCCCAACUCCCCAAGAGUGUGACCCCGGGGAGGCCGAAGAUCUCAGAGUCGUCAAUGUUUAUCUCCAGCAGUAGUGGCGGCCGUAAGCUGAGAGGAGACCCCUGCACAGCUGUAAUGCCCUCAUCCACCCCCAGAGGGAAGGUGAAGCCAGCCCUGCAGAUGAUCAGCUCAGUGGAGAGGAAGCACGAGCUGAGCCUGAGAGAGAUGGUGGUGACCAAGACCUCCCACAGCAUGAAGCUCUCUCCUGAGCUCCCAGACACCAGCAAAGAGCAGCAGUCCAUCCCGGUAUCUGUCCCUCCAUGCAGCGCCAAUCCAAGGCCCGACCCAAAGAGAGGCCAUGAGGCAGAGAAGUUCCGCAGGCACAUUCCUGUGGACAAAGUGCUGGAGAUGGUGCAGACACAGGAGCCCUGUGUUGCAGAGGAGCCUCUGGAUGAAAGCAUAGUCCCAGACUCCCAGCCUACCAACAGAAAAGAGAGCAGCAUGCUUCCUGGUCUCUGGAGCAGUGGCUUCUCCAAGCAGAAGUGGUCUGUGUGCGACUCAGUGGUUUCAGGAUGGAGGAGCAACUCCUCCCUGGGUGCUCCCAAACCUGGUGAUGACCCUGCCCCCAAGCCCACUCCGGAAAAAGGAGAGCUGCAGCCUCAGCAGUGGCGGCCCCCCUUAGCCCAGCGCAACUCCAAGGAGGUCAACCAGAAAGAGCUGCACACUCAGCUUACCCAGAAGCUGGAGGCCCUGGUCAAGAAAAGGGAGCAGGGCACGCCGGCCAAGGGGCCCCUCACUGGCACAGCAGGCUCCAGCCAGUCCCAGACACCCUGCCGAGAUGGAGCCGGAGCACCAGGCUCAGGUAAGACCAGAGCUGUGCCUGGGAUGGUGCCCGUGCCGAAGUCUCUCAAGCAAACACCAGCCAAGGCUCUGUCAGAGAAAACAACCAAUCCUAAAGCUGAAGCUGCUCCGUCGGACGUCACCAAGAAACCGGCCCGAGGGAGUGCUGCCAAAGAGAAGAAAUCAGAAGAGAUGACGGAGAAUAUGCUGAAGUUUAUCUCUAGCCAUUACCAAGGCAUAGGCUGUGUUACUGCAAAGGAUUCUGGGCUACUGUCAGCCAAUGCAACCAACAAGAGGUCUUUAUUUGAUAAAUCUUGGUACCUUAACAGCAGCGUAAAAGGAGACCGUAAUGGCUCAGGGUUUUUGAAAUCAUUUGACUUGUCCAAGAAGACUGACUUCACAGAGGAUGUCUAUGCAUUUGAAAUGAACAGCCCAACUAGUACAGGAAAAAACAUCAAAAAAGCCUCUAAUAAAUCUGUGAUGGAGUCCAGUGCUAUCAGCAGCUCUUUCACCCUUUCUGCAUCUGCAAAGAAGCCCCCUCUUGAAAAGGUGUUCAGCCGUCACGUGGCAAAGCACCUGUUCAGUGACACGGACACAGACAGGGACAAAGAGAACGCCACGGACGUCAGCUGGCUCAGGGACUCCGCCCGCAGGCCCAAACCCAAAGUGGCCGACUACAGCCGCCAGCCGACCAAAGCCUGCCCAUGUGUCUCAGAUAUGUCCCCAGACGAGCCUGCUCCGUCUCCCAAACCCGCAAAGGAGCAAGCCAAGCCAAAGAGGAAAAGGCCUCAGAAGAAGCCUGUGGAGCAGAAGGCUGCUGCCAAGCCCUUGGCAGCUGCUAGAGAGACUGCAGCAGUUGCCAAGGCGACAGAAGGGGUUACCAAAGCGACCGCAGGGGCUGCCAGAGCGAGUGGCAGAAGGCCCCGCAGGGCCGCGACCUUGGAAGUGUCCUACAGGGAUCCCUCGGACCAGUCGGAGUGUGAGGAACCUCCAGCCUUACCGACCAAGAAGCGCAGGACCAGUGACCCUCCCGAGGUGCCUGAGAGGCCGCAUCCGUAUGUGAAGACCAAGAGGGUCUCUCCCCCACUGGAGAAGCCGAAGCCAGUGAAACCUCCUCAAGAGUCCUGGGCCAGCAGAGUGGCCUCCUCCCACUUCAGCCCUCGCCCGAUAGAGAGGAUGAGAUCUGCAGGGAUGUCUCCUCCAUUAGCCCUGUCCCCCUCCACCCCCCUCCUUCCUCUCUGCCUCUCCCCGGUGGCCCGACCCUCUCCUUCGCCCACCUUGGAGAUGCCCAAACCCAUGAUGGGCAUCCAGGCCUCGUCCUUCUACAAGCCCGCAACAGGAGGCAAAGACAAAGAAAAGCAGAAGACCCUGCCCACUCCUGCCCUACCGACGCCCAUCGGCAUGACCCCCUCCAUCGCCAGCUGUCGCAGGUCAUGCGCCUCAGAGCAUCCUUCACUGAGCCCGGUCCACUCCCUGCACUCCCCGGCCCAGCCGCUCCUCACCUCCACGGCCCUGGACAAGUCUCCGGUAGGCUCGCUGCUCAAGUCCACUGACCUCGACCAGCAGCUGCGAGACUUUGUCAAGACGCACGGGGGCUUGCUGGACGAGUCAGACAAGGAAUCUGUCAUCACCAUGGCGACCCUGAGUCAGUCCUCACACCUCUCAGUCAACAACGUGGCCAUACUGUGUACUGAAAUCGAGAAGACGCCUGCCUCCAACAGGGGAUCUGCAAACAGUGAACAGGUGUUGCAGUCAGGCCCCAGCUAUCCUACUCGCCAUUCCUCCCAGUCCAACAGCAGUCAUUUAGACAGUGAGAGGGAAGAUGAGGAUGAUGAAGAUCAGGGGGAGGUAGAGGAGGAAGAAGCAAAGAGUGCACCAAGGCAGAAGCCCCUCAAGAUGAAGCCCAGAAAAUUGUUCAAAGAUAAAGCAUGUCCGAAGCAGCCAGAGCAGAGGCAAAGCAGCUCAGAGGAAGAUGAAGAGGAGCAGCAGGAGAACGUCCGAGGAAAGAAGAGGAGGAGAGCGGUCAAAAUGACUAAUAAGACCUACUACACUACCCAGGGCGAAAGCACCAGCAGAGUGGAGAACAUGGAGGUGGAGAUGUCCUCCCACAUGACAUCCAGCACCGGUAGCACCUGGAAGACCAGCCUGAAGGGAAACAUGGAUGUGGACGCCGUACACACGGAGAUGAGCAGCUCGCAGGAGAUGGGCUAUGUCUGCCGCGAGUUCAGCACCGAGCUCACCAGGAAGUUCCAGAAACGCUCGGAAAAGAUGGAGCUGUACACUAAGCAGUCUCUGAAGACUGUCCAGCAACAUAUGUCCACUGUCAGCCUGCAGAUGCGCAAGCACAGGUCACAGAGGCUGGAGAAGAUCAAGCAUGCGCUGCUGGAGGAGAUCAGCAACCUGGAGCAGGACGACAACGGCCUGAAGAGCAUGGAGAAGGAGCUGACGAUCUACUGGAAGAAACAGACCCUGGCUUUCCACUCGUACCAGGAGAAAGAAUCUCGGAGGCUCCAGCACCUGAAGAACUCCUUUCAGACAAACGUGUGCCACAGCCUGGAGUAUGAGCAGCAGAUCAUUAGUUCUGAGAUGUGCCUGAUGAAGAAGGACAUGAAGUCGGUCCAGGAUCAAUUUCUUCAGGAGAUGCGAGAGGAAGAGCUCUCAAGCAUGCGUCGAGGACUGCAGAGUCUGUUCUUGUCGGGGGCUCCUCUAUUCUAACUCAGAGAAGGAUCGAUAGAGUUGUUUUUAAUCUGCUUCAUGUUCCUGUUCACAUUCCGAUUCCAUUAAUGUAAGAAUUCCCUUUAG
Alosa alosa (allis shad) is the source of this 5254-nucleotide messenger RNA. RefSeq names its product synaptonemal complex protein 2 (gene sycp2). The coding region runs from base 236 to 5167 and encodes 1643 amino acids. The transcript is spliced from 46 exons. Lineage: Eukaryota; Metazoa; Chordata; Actinopteri; Clupeiformes; Clupeidae. The record is from RefSeq and is a predicted model, not a curated record.